GACGUAAACUGUGUGCGCCUACUGUAGCUGAAGUGUGGAUGGAAAGCGUUCCCACGUGUUCAGGACCCAGACGGCAAGACACGGAUCCCUGGUCGUAGGAACGCAGAAUGUCUUUCAGAGGGAGAGGAGGUUUUAAUCGAGGAGGAGGUGGUGGCGGCGGCAAUUGGGGUGGGAGAGGAGGAGGAGGAGGUGGUGGCAGAGGUGGCGGCAGAGGUGGCUUUGGAAGAGGAGGAGGACGUGGAGGAUUCAACAGAGGGGGUUUCAACAGAGGAGGAUAUGACCAAGGACCCCCUGAAAGUGUUGUUGUGGCCGGGGAGUUUGUGCAUCCUUGUGAAGAUGAUGCAGUAGUGAAAUGCACCACAGAUGAAAACAAAGUGCCUUACUUCAAUGCUCCCAUCUAUCUGGAGAACAAAGAACAAAUUGGAAAAGUGGAUGAAAUAUUUGGACAGCUCAGAGACUUUUAUUUUUCUGUAAAACUGUCUGACAAUAUGAAGGCAUCUUCGUUUAAGAAGUUACAGAAGUUUUACAUUGAUCCAGCAAAGCUGCUUCCAUUGCAGAGGUUCCUUCCUCGUCCUCCAGGUGAAAAAGGACCACCUCGUGGUCGAGGCGGAAGAGGAGGUAGAGGAGGAUUUGGAGGUGGCAGAGGAGGCGGUAGAGGAGGAUUUGGAGGUGGAAGAGGAGGAGGAUUUGGAGGUGGAAGAGGAGGUGGCUUCAGAGGUGGACGUGGUAGUUUUGGUGGUGGCGGCGGUGGUUUCAGAGGUGGCAACCGUGGUUUCCGAGGAGGUCGGUAACGAAUGCUAUGAAUCUGGAAUCAUUUGCUGCCUUUUUACCGUUUCUGGAUUUUUUUCUAAUGAAGAUGGAAAUGUUGCCUUUUGUUUUCUUCUGAAAUGGGACUAAACAUGUCUAUAAAAUGCAGGACAAGAAGUUCCACUGCAGUGUUUACAACUGUGUUCAGUUGUUGUAUGGUUAACGGAAACACUGAAUAAAUACAAAGGUGUCCUAGACCAGGAAAUAUAAUUGUCUAUUUUUUAUGACCGUGACUUUUUCUAAGCCCCACAUGUGGUUGCUUUUUAUUUACAAAGUUAUAUACUGUUUUAGACUAGAUUGGCUUUUUUUCAGAACAUGUGAUCUACUGGAAGAGCAUAGCAGGCUGGCAUUUUCAUAGUCGCCCUGUGGCUAUUGUGUGAGCGUGUGUAUAUAUUCACAAUAUUACAGUCAACAAUGCCAAUAAAACAUUUUCACCAGC
This is a messenger RNA of Pelobates fuscus (common spadefoot toad), 1246 nucleotides long. It is a transcript of the gene GAR1, whose product is annotated as GAR1 ribonucleoprotein. The record is from RefSeq and is a predicted model, not a curated record. The coding region runs from base 108 to 791 and encodes 227 amino acids. Gene Ontology annotation, cellular component: box H/ACA snoRNP complex. The transcript has 7 exons. Gene Ontology annotation, molecular function: box H/ACA snoRNA binding. Gene Ontology annotation, biological process: ribosome biogenesis; snoRNA guided rRNA pseudouridine synthesis. Lineage: Eukaryota; Metazoa; Chordata; Amphibia; Anura; Pelobatidae.